AUGAAAAGUACAAUGCACAUAUAUGUUGAGCAUAAAGGUGAUGUUCAAGAAGAUGACGUAUGUGAUGUUCAAGAAGAUGGUGUAGGAAAUGUUCAAGAAGAUGAAGUAGUUGAUGUUCAUACAAAUGAUGUAGUUGAUGGUUUAUUAUUUGAUGAUAGUGAGGAUGAGAGGGCUGCUAAGUUGGAUAAUUGCUUUAAAGACCGGGGCGUAAGUGGUGGGGUAAAAGUUAAAGCAAAGAAGCACAAGAUCACUCCAAAGAAACUUCCAACUGUUGUUGAUAAUGCAGGUUCAUCUAGUGGUGUAGAUAAUGAGAUGGACGUCAAUUAUGCUAGUGAAGAGCUUGGCGGCAGUGACCCUGGUGCUUCUGAUGAAUAG
Molecule: messenger RNA, 375 nt
Organism: Vicia faba (fava bean)
Lineage: Eukaryota; Viridiplantae; Streptophyta; Magnoliopsida; Fabales; Fabaceae
Source: the annotation of a GenBank genome assembly